This is a messenger RNA of Syngnathoides biaculeatus (alligator pipefish), 4235 nucleotides long. It is a transcript of the gene sema6a, whose product is annotated as sema domain, transmembrane domain (TM), and cytoplasmic domain, (semaphorin) 6A. The record is from RefSeq and is a predicted model, not a curated record. Gene Ontology annotation, molecular function: chemorepellent activity; semaphorin receptor binding. NCBI's taxonomy places the organism in Eukaryota, Metazoa, Chordata, Actinopteri, Syngnathiformes, Syngnathidae. Bases 452 to 3478 code for a protein of 1008 amino acids. Gene Ontology annotation, biological process: neural crest cell migration; positive regulation of neuron migration; negative chemotaxis. The transcript has 19 exons.
UUCACGUAGCAGUCGCUGUGCGCAGGCGCAGAAGUGGCUAAUGCAGAGCAGAUCGCAAUAACUAAUUAUGCAAACGUUUGCUCGAAGAAAAAAAAAAUGUUUUUCGUCUAGACUGCACAGCCAUUCAUAGGUGGAGGAGGAGGGAGGAGGCCAAAGCAUUCGUGCCUGAUGUUGCCAAUGAAAGUUUUCACAACUUUUCGCAUAAAUACAAGCUAGUCAAACGAAUAAAAGACAUGCUAUUAUUGGCAAGAACUGUUCAACAUCCUACCAGCAUGUUUGCAAAACAAACUGAAUUCCGUUCACGAUGAACGGAUGGAAGUCUCACCGCCUGCAUGAAGCAAAAUCUGACGACGUACGAAAGGCGAGAAAGCCAUCAGCAAAACCACAAAAUCACGUUCACGCAGGCUGAGGAACAUCCGCACCAGAGGAGCAUCAGCAGAGUGGCGCGACCAUGAGGUCAGAGGCCUUCCUCCUCUACUUCACGCUACUGCACUUGGCUGGGGCGGCCUUCCCCGAAGACAGCGAGCCGAUCAGCAUCUCCCACGGCAACUACACGAAGCAGUACCCGGCCUUUGUGGGCCACAAGCCCGGCAGGAACAACACGCAGCGCCAUAAACUGGACAUCCAGCUCAUCAUGAUCAUGAACAAGACCUUAUUCAUCGCUGCCAGGGAUCACAUCUACACGGUGGACGCGGACAGCGCAGCAAAUGACGAGAUCUUUUUCAGCAAGAAAAUGACGUGGAAGUCCAGGCAAGGUGACGUGGACACAUGCCGGAUGAAAGGGAAGCACAAGGACGAAUGUCACAAUUUCAUCAAAGUCCUCCUGCAGCAAAACGACGACAACCUGUUUGUGUGCGGCACGAACGCCUUCAACCCCUCGUGUCGAACGUACAAGACGGAGACCCUGGAAGCUCUCGGAGAGGAGAUCAGCGGGAUGGCUCGCUGUCCUUACGAUGCCAAGCAUGCCAAUGUCGCCCUCUUUGCAGACGGCAAGUUGUACUCGGCCACGGUCACCGACUUCCUGGCCAUUGAUGCGGUCAUCUAUCGUAGCCUGGGAGACAGCCCGACUCUGCGCACGGUUAAACAUGACUCCAAGUGGCUAAAAGAGCCGUACUUUGUGCAAGCAGUCAAUUACGGAGACUUCAUCUAUUUCUUCUUCAGGGAAAUUGCCAUGGAGUACAACACAAUGGGAAAGGUGGUGUUUCCUCGGGUCGCCAGGGUCUGCAAGAACGACAGAGGCGGCUCCCCUCGCGUCCUGGAGAAACAAUGGACGUCGUUCCUCAAGUCCCGCCUCAACUGCUCCAUCCCGGGCGACUCCCACUUCUACUUCAACAUCCUGCAGGCGGUGACGGACGUCAUUCACAUCAACGGGAAGGACGUCGUGAUGGCCACGUUCUCCACGCCGUACAACAGCAUUCCGGGCUCGGCCGUGUGUGCCUACGACAUGGCGGAGGUGGCCAACGCUUUCACGGGGCGCUUCAAAGAGCAAAAAUCGCCAGACUCCACCUGGACGCCUUUUCCUGAGGAGCGGGUUCCCAAGCCAAGGCCCGGCGAUUGUGCCGGCAGUCCAGCCAUGGAGCGGUACAAGAUCUCCAACGAGUUCCCCGACGACACGCUCAACUUCAUCAAGAUGCAUCCCCUGAUGGACGAGGCGGUGCCCUCCAUCGCCAACCGGCCCUGGUUCCUCAAGACCAUGGUUCGCUAUCGACUGACACGCAUCGUGGUGGACAGCGAGGCGGGCCCCCAUAAGAACCGCACUGUGGUCUUCCUGGGAUCAGAGAAAGGCAUCAUCCUCAAGUUCCUCGCUAAGAUGAACAACGGUUUCCUAAACGACAGCUUGUUCCUGGAAGAACUAAAUGUCUACAAUCCUGAAAAGUGCAGUAUAGACGGCGUGGAGGACAAGCGCAUCGUCAGCAUGCAGAUCGACGCCAAGGGUCACGCCCUGUGGGUGGCGUUCAGCUCCUGUGUGGUAAAAGUUCCUCUGUCUCGCUGCGAAAGGCACGGAAGAUGCAAGAAGUCCUGUAUCGCCUCCCGAGACCCGUACUGUGGUUGGGUGUCAGAAGGAGCGUGCAGACGAGUGAUUGACACCAAAUCCUCCUUUGAGCAGGACGUGGAGCACGGUAACACAGAUGGCCUGGGAGACUGCCAAAAUACCUUCGUGGCUCUGAACGGCCACCGUCACCGCCAUCACCACCGCACCCUCCCCCUCCCCACGCCGGCCCUCCCCGAGGGCCCCCUGGGGCGGGGCCGCAUGGUGGAGCGCAAGGAGCCCCCCGUGAGCUCAGACACAGGGGAGGAGCCCUACAUGGCCGUACCCUCUCAGACUCAGCCCGAAGCCAAUGGUGUGAUCCGUGAGAGCUACCAGAAGGGCCGCGACCAGCUGGUUCCCGUCACCCUGCUGGCCAUCGCCGUCAUCCUGGCGUUCGCCAUGGGCGCCAUCUUUUCGGGCAUCAUCGUCUACUGCGUGUGCGACCACCGCCGGCGAGACCUGGACCUGCCCGGCCGCAAGGACAAGGACAGCCAGCACCUUCACUCGCGGCGGGGCUCCAUGAACAGCGUGACCAAACUGACGGGUCUUUUUGAGACGCAGGCCAAAGACGGGCGACCCGAGGCCAUACUCACGCCUCUGAUGCAUAACGGGCGACUGACGGCCAACGGAAAGAUGCUCAUCAAAGCCGACCAGCACCACCUGGACCUCGCCGCCCUGCCGACGCCCGAGGCCACCCCCAUGCAGCCGCGCCGUAAGCCCAGCCGGGGCAGCCGCGAAUGGGAGCGCAAUCAGAACCUCAUCAACGCUUGCACCAAGGACAUGGCGCCCUUGGGCUCCCCCGUCAUCUCGGACCUGCCCCUGAGGGUGUCCCCGGGUCACAUCUCCAGCGUGGUGGUGCUGCCUCUGCCGCAGCACCAGCACCAACUCCCUCCUCAACUGCAGCAGUCCUACCAGCACGAGUACGUGGAGCAGCCGCACCCCGGCGACCCCGGCGUGGGCCUGGCGGACGACCAGGCCGCCACCCUGGAGUACAAGACCAUCAAGAACCCCCACCACAACCUCACGGCGGUGAAUCCGGACGGGGCGCUGCCGCCCCGCGUGCCCCAGCGAGAGGCUUCGCUCAGCGUCCCGCAGAUGGGCAAACGGCUGGAGGUGCACUCGUCCGUCUACGGCCUCCGGAAAGGCUCGUCGUCGUCGUCCGCCUCGGGCUCGUCCGGCCUCAAGAAGCACAACACCAACUCGUCCAACUCUUCCCAUUUGGCGAGGCACCAGAGCUUCAACCGUGUGGAGACGCCCCCCCCCGCGCCCCAGCGGGUGGACUCCAUACAAAUGACAGCGCAGGGCGUAUCUCUGUCGCGCCAGCCCAGCAUCGGCUCCUACGGGUCGCUGCCCCGCGGCGGCGUCAAGCACCUCAAGCCCGACGUCCCUCCCAAACCGUCCGUCGUGUCGCUCUCCACGAAAGUCAAGUCCGGCGACGGCUGCACAUAGUCUGGCGGAGGUCCUCGGGUGGGCGAAACGCUUCCGAAAGAAAGACACGGGACUACGUGAUCAAUUCUUUGUUUGGCUGUACAGUACCGUUGGUUUUUUUUUGUUUUUUGUUUUUUUUUUAUACAAAGGUGUAAAUACCAUCCGAGUGGGGGAACCCUUGACAAAAGAAGAAUCUGAUGAUUUGAUCUGCGUAGCGUGGCGGCUUUCUUGACCUCUUCAAGGACAGCACGGAUUCAUGUGUACAGUACCUUAAAGGCCAGCGAAACCGGAGACUGAAAAACCAAGUCAGCUGCCUGUUGGAAUACUGUGAAAAGUGUUACCCCAAUCAAGUCGCCGGGCCCGGGCCAGGCCAGAAGAAUCCUCCGGAUUCACUAAAAGCUUGUCCUAUUUAUUUUUGAUGAAGUGCUUUUCAAGAGAACCGAGGAGACUUUUUAGGCUCAAAAUGUGAGAGAGGGCACAGAGAUGUUUUUAAUAUGAAUUAAUCCAGUGUGAUUUCAACAAAACAAAAAAAAACAACAACAACAUAUUUAAGGUCAUAAAACUGGAGCCAGUAGAUUUUGUUUCUUAAUGACUUGAGGUGAGAAGGAGAAGAUAUUUAUUGACAGUGUGCCACAAAGUACUUCAGCUGUCACACGUUGUAAUCGAAAAGGAGUAUUUGCCCUUUUCACUCCUCCAAUCAGUACUGUGUUUUUUCGUGUCCGUGACGUCGACCCCGAUUGGCCGCACCGUACAAAGAAACGCCACCAUUGAGCGAUUU